CAAUGAUAAAUAAAGGUGAAACAACUUCAUAGUAAAUAUUUCAUUUUUGGCCGUUGCUUUUCGGAAGAAUUCCUGUAGACCCUUGUCUUUUUUAUGUAAAAUAAAAAUAAAUGGCCUUGAGAAUUAAUAUUAACUGGGGACAAUGAUAAAAAGGAUUUGUAAAUGUAUACGCUUCAUUUUAAUGUAGUGUAAGAACGUCCUUCCACGCAACACUUAUUAAACAAAAUCCUGGAAUAACCUUCAAUUACUCUCCUCUUGUAGCAAAGCCUUCUGCAGCAGAAUUGAUGGAGAUCUUCCAAUCGCAGGUGACCCUUAUACAGGAGAAGACUACUGCUCUAGACCUGAUGCACAGCAAACUGGAACAGGCUUCCCUCUCUGGGGACGAGGACGCCUUCUAUGUGGCGGACCUGGGGGACAUUGUCAAGAAGCACCUGCGCUGGACGACGGCUCUCCCCCGUGUGCAGCCCUUCUACGCAGUGAAGUGCAACCCCAUGGAAGCUGUGGUGCAGACACUGGCUGGGCUAGGGGCUGGGUUUGAUUGUGCCAGCCAAGUGGAGCUCGAGUUGGUAAGGGGUAUGGGGGUCUUGCCUGAGAGGAUUAUCUAUGCUAACCCCUGCAAGCAGACCUCGCACAUCAAAAAAGCUGCCAGUCUGGGGGUCCGCACCAUGACUUUCGACAACGAGGAGGAGCUCAUUAAAGUGGCCAGAGCUCACCCAAAUGCCAAAAUGGUGCUACGAAUCGCUACAGCGGAUAGUGGAUCCAUGUUUCCCAUCAGCAUAAAGUUUGGAGCCUCCCUGGAGGAAUGUGGGCACUUGCUGGAGGUGGCUAGAGAGCUGGGUGUGGAGGUCAUUGGAGUCAGCUUCCAUGUGGGAAGCAAUUCCUCUGACCCCCAUUGCUUCAGCGAGUCCAUUGCCAAUGCCCGAGGUGUGUUUGAUCUGGGUGCUGACCUGGGACACGAGAUGACGUUGCUGGAUAUAGGGGGAGGGUUUCCUGGAUCUGACGAUUUCAUUGUAACAUUUGAGGAAAUUGCAAAAGUGAUAAACCAGUCGCUGGAAGUACAUUUCCCAGCAGAGAGUGGGGUCAACAUCAUUGCUGAGCCCGGGCGUUACUAUGUGGCUUCAGCCUUCACUCUCGCUGUCAACAUUAUUGGCAAGAAGUGUCUCCCUUGGAACAAGGACACUUUUAGAGGUGAAGAGUGUGCUAAGUCUGUAAAGUACUACAUUAACGAUGGGGGAUUCGGUUCCUUUGGGAUGAUCUUUCAUUGCCACUUUACUCAGAAGGCUGUUCCAUACAAGCAGAUUGCGGGGCAGCCCCUGUAUUCCAGCAGUGUCUGGGGUCCCACCUGCGCAGCAGAGGAUCUGGUAUCCAAUCAGACUGAGCUUCCUGAACUGCAGGUUGGCGAUUGGCUAAUCUUUGAGAAUAUGGGCGCCUACACUGUCUCACAAGGCACACACUUCAACGGAUUUCCCAUUCCCAGAGUCCAUUUCUGCAUCUCCAGCAGUCUGCCACUGGAUUUUGGGGACGAAAAUGUCUGCUGUCUUGCUGUGACUGCUCUGGAGGACUCUGUGGUGGAAGGCUGUCUCAUUAUGAAAUAGAAGGGAGUGGGACAGGCUAGACGUGUAGCCCCAGCCCCCUGCUGUCCCCUGAAUUAUAUCAUUACAGUUUUUAUCUUUUGCAUGUUUGUAGUGCAUCAGCAGGGUUUUUAACUACUAUUCCAAUGCAAAGUAAAACUGUUAUAAAAACAGCAUGCUUAACUAGGGAGAAACAUAUGCAAACUCACCAUGGUGCUUUUUCUUCUUAAGGGUGAAUAUUCAAAUCUAUUGCGAUUGGGUUCUAGUCAAUAUCUUCCUGUGUCAACUGCUUGUGAUGAACAUAUUGGAUUGGAAUGACAUUAAAAAAUACAAAAAAUAAAAACCUCUCUUACCCUCAGAUGUGUUUAUUUUUCUG
Molecule: messenger RNA, 1947 nt
Organism: Acipenser ruthenus (sterlet)
Lineage: Eukaryota; Metazoa; Chordata; Actinopteri; Acipenseriformes; Acipenseridae
Product: ornithine decarboxylase-like
Exons: 9
Coding region: 285-1595 (436 amino acids)
Cellular component (GO): cytoplasm
Molecular function (GO): ornithine decarboxylase activity
Source: RefSeq, a predicted model, not a curated record